Molecule: messenger RNA, 1785 nt
Organism: Anthonomus grandis grandis
Lineage: Eukaryota; Metazoa; Arthropoda; Insecta; Coleoptera; Curculionidae
Product: tRNA (adenine(37)-N6)-methyltransferase
Exons: 4
Coding region: 848-1705 (285 amino acids)
Source: RefSeq, a predicted model, not a curated record
UUUUUUUUUAUAACAGCUAGAGAUUUAAUUCAAAAAGUGGCACGUACACUAAAGCAUACAAUAUAUUAAACAGAGACCAAAAAACCUGAAAAAUUAAAAUAUUUUGAGAAAUAGCAAUAAACACAACAACGUUUGUCACUGUAGGUGUGUAACCAGGAUGUUUUUCAAACUUAUCCACAUAUUAGCCCUAAAAGUGCAUUAAAUCUGAAUGUGAUUAGUGCUACCUCUAGUCUAGGAUGUCUAUUAUACGUUUGUAUUCAAUACCAGAUCAAAUUCAGUGUAUUUUUGACAAAAUUUGCGAUUUUCCUACCAUAGUUCUGGGGUCAAUGACCUCUGGUGAAUUCUACAUAAGGUCAUUGAGACUAUAGUCAGACACAAAGCUAAUUUUGCUUAUAUUUAGUACACAGGGGAUUAUAUAGGGUGUAAAUAAUAAAACAAACAGGAAAAACAUCAGUUUUAUUGCCAUAAGUGCCUUGAAACUAGAAAAUAUAGUAGAAACCUGUCUCGCUUACCCAGAAACGUCUCUGGCUUUUCCCAGGGCAUUCUCAGUACCAAAUAAUAACUUUUUGUUGAUGCCUAAGGCUAAGACUACCCUUUAAAACGCAAAAAACCAAUUGGAAACACGUUUUUCCUUGUUUUACGACAUUUUUCCCAGGGAAAGCAUCGUUUCCUGAACGCAUUACCUACCUAAUUGACGAGAGUUGUGACGCCACACGUCAAUGUCUAGGGAACAUAACCUCUUAAAAUCUCAAUAUAAACAAACAUUUCAACCCUAUAAAGGGAACUUAAUUAAAUAGUUAGGGCAUAGUAGGAUUUAUUGAACAAAAAUAUCAGCUUCAGGCACGUUAUGUCCACUGUAGCUGAGUUACAAGCUCAGCUAAAAGAGGCCCGCACCGAGAUCAACAAUUUAAGGAAAAAGCUCAGCGGUCUCCAUCACACCCACCAAAAAGACAUCAACCACAUCCGGACGACUUUAAAAACGUGGAAAUGUGCCGGGUGCCAGGAAAAACCCCAGAACCUGCACCCGAUCGGGGUAAUUUCCACGGAUUUCCCUCGGAUCCGUGGCACCCCGCGUCAACCGAGCGUCACCAAACAAAACACCGCCAAGAUCACGUUAAACAAACGGGCCUUCACUAAUCCAGAACAUUCUCUGGACGGUCUGCAAAGUUACUCGCACAUGUGGGUGAUAUUCCUGUUCCACGAGAACGAGGAACAUCCGAAGGCGAAGGUGGCGCCCCCCAGGUUAAAUGGGGUGAGGACCGGGGUGUUUUCCACUAGGAGUCCUUAUAGACCUUGUCCCAUUGGCCUCUCUCUGGUAAAAAUCCAAAAAAUCAUCAACGACACGAUAUUCUUUUACGGGGUGGACAUGAUCGACCAAACCCCCGUGCUAGACAUCAAACCCUACAUCCCCCAAUACGAUAAACCUGAGGAGGAAGUGGUGGUACCGGAUUGGAUCCAACAGGCGAACGAAGAGAGGCCUCUAAAAGUGGUUUACCUGGAAAAUGCCCUGGAGCAACUUCGCCAGUUCGGUUCAGAGGAAACCGUCCAGCUGAUCCAGAGUGUUUUACACGAGGAUCCUCGCUCGGUUUACUUAAGGAAAAAGGGCAACAACUCUGCUUACGUCCUUAAAAUAUCCGAAUUUACCGUGGAGUGUCGGUUUAAGGACCAGGAAGGUUUAGUCGAAGUGUGUAACAUCUCCAAGUAAAAAAUUGAACUUUUAUUAAAAAAAAAUAUAUUAAAUUUAUAAUAAUUUAAAAGGUAACGAAAUAAAUAAUUAAAACAAAA